This is a messenger RNA of Atta colombica, 748 nucleotides long. Its product is annotated as short-chain dehydrogenase/reductase family 16C member 6-like. Bases 71 to 748 code for a protein of 225 amino acids. Gene Ontology annotation, molecular function: oxidoreductase activity, acting on the CH-OH group of donors, NAD or NADP as acceptor. The transcript has 5 exons. Gene Ontology annotation, cellular component: lipid droplet. The record is from RefSeq and is a predicted model, not a curated record. NCBI's taxonomy places the organism in Eukaryota, Metazoa, Arthropoda, Insecta, Hymenoptera, Formicidae.
AUUACGGAUCUAUUUGAUGACUACACAGUUAUAACUGAUUGCUGAUGAAAUCUUCUGUUACGAUGUAUGUAUGGAAAUUGAAGAAGGACAGAAUGCAUGGCAGUUUAUAAACACUGAGGCAAUCAUGACCGUAAUAAAAUAUAUCUUGCUCUUAACAGAGAUUUUAUUGCUUAUACUGAAAUUUUUAUAUUAUAUUUUCCACGAUAUAUACACAUUAAUAAGACCAAUAAAGAAAAAGAGCGUAGCUAAUGAAAUCGUUUUGAUAACGGGCGCAGGUCAUGGUAUCGGAAAGGAAUUAGCGAUUGGUUAUGCUUCGUUAGGAGCAACAGUAGUAUGUUGGGAUAUCAAUGAAGAAAAUAACAAUGAAACAAUGAACGAUAUUAAAAAAAAAGGAAAUGACUCUGUGUAUGCGUAUCGAUGUAAUGUAGCAGAUGAAAAAGAAGUUUUCAGAAUAGCCAAAAAAGUAAAAGAAGAAGUAGGUGACGUAACUAUCUUAAUUAACAAUGCCGGCAUAGUGUUUAUGAAAUCUUUUCUGAAUCAAAGUCCUGAUGAAAUUACACAUGGCAUAAACGUCAACGUGAUAGCGCAUUAUUGGACAUUGAAAGCAUUCUUACCUAGUAUGAUCGAAAAGAAUCACGGUCAUAUUGUGUCGGUUUCAUCUAUAGCAGCAUUUUUUAGUGUACAUUAUGGGACAGUUUACUGCCCUACAAAAUCCGCAGUUCCAGGUAAUUCAUUCCUUAUUGAAUGA